AUGGAUGGUAUGACUGCUUAUAACAACGGCCCCCAGCCCGGUGCCAAUGGUGCCAAUGGUGCCGGAGAUGCUUAUGGAUCUGCCGCGCCGGGUCCCAUGCCUGGAUAUGCUCCCGGUAAUGUCAACGCAGAGAUGGCUGCUGCCAACAUCCCGUCUUCUGGCACUCCUUCGGAGGGCAACAAGACGACACUCUGGAUGGGUGAACUGGAGCCUUGGAUGGACGAGAACUUCAUCAAGGGCGUAUUUUUGAGCGCCGCGGGCGAGAAUGUCAAUGUGAAGGUCAUUCGCGACAAGAACUCGGGGAAUGCCGGCUACUGCUUCGUCGAGUUCUCCACCACCGAAGCCGCCUCCAAGGCUCUUACCCUGAACGGCAACCCGGUUCCCAACUCGGCUCGCAUGUUCAAGCUUAACUGGGCUUCUGGUGGUGGUAUCAAUGAUCGCCGUGACGAUCGCGGUCCCGAGUACUCCAUCUUUGUCGGCGACCUCGGCCCCGAAGUGAACGAGUUUGUCCUCGUGUCGCUUUUCCAGUCGCGGUUCCCGUCUUGCAAGUCUGCUAAGAUCAUGACCGAUGCGGUCACUGGUCAGUCCCGCGGCUAUGGCUUCGUUCGCUUCACGGACGAGUCGGAUCAGCAGCGGGCGCUCGUAGAAAUGCAGGGAGUUUACUGCGGAAAUCGCCCUAUGCGGAUUUCGACGGCCACGCCUAAGAACCGGAACCAUGGCGGCCCGUAUGGUGGCCCCCACGGCCCUCAGAUGCCCCCUGCCAUGCAUCCCCAUCAGCAGGGGUUUUAUGGCGUCCCGCCCGGUCCUGCCUUCGGUGGUCAGGGAUACGGCGCCGCGCCGUUCCAGCAGCAGAUGAACCAGUUCACUGAUCCCAACAACACCACGGUCUUCGUCGGCGGCCUUUCGGGGUACGUCACCGAGGAUGAGCUUCGAAGCUUCUUCCAGGGCUUCGGUGAAAUCACCUACGUCAAGAUCCCUCCUGGCAAGGGCUGCGGCUUCGUUCAGUUCGUCCAUCGUCACGCGGCCGAGAUGGCGAUCAACCAGAUGCAGGGAUACCCGAUUGGCAACUCGCGCGUCCGGCUCAGCUGGGGUCGGUCGCAGAAUAACUCGGGCGUGGGUACACCGUACCGGCCCGCGCCUCCUCCGCCGCACUACUUUGGACCCGCCGGUCCCGGCGGACCGGGGGCUGCUCCUGGUGGAUAUGGCCCGCCCUUCGGUGGACCUCCUGGUCCCGGCGGCCCGCCUCCUCCUCCUGGCGCUGGUGCCCCAACGCAGGUUCGUCCGUUUGUUCGUUAA
Messenger RNA from Sodiomyces alkalinus F11, 1296 nucleotides. Its product is annotated as RNA-binding domain-containing protein. Gene Ontology annotation, biological process: mRNA splice site recognition. Lineage: Eukaryota; Fungi; Ascomycota; Sordariomycetes; Glomerellales; Plectosphaerellaceae. The transcript is spliced from 5 exons. Gene Ontology annotation, molecular function: mRNA binding. Gene Ontology annotation, cellular component: cytosol. The record is from RefSeq and is a predicted model, not a curated record. Bases 1 to 1296 code for a protein of 431 amino acids.